Cariama cristata (Red-legged seriema) is the source of this 1014-nucleotide messenger RNA. RefSeq names its product homeobox D12 (gene HOXD12). Gene Ontology annotation, biological process: regulation of DNA-templated transcription. The annotation marks the transcript as partial. Gene Ontology annotation, molecular function: DNA-binding transcription factor activity, RNA polymerase II-specific; sequence-specific double-stranded DNA binding. The transcript is spliced from 2 exons. The record is from RefSeq and is a predicted model, not a curated record. NCBI's taxonomy places the organism in Eukaryota, Metazoa, Chordata, Aves, Cariamiformes, Cariamidae.
GAUCGCAGUCUCUACAGAUCUGGCUACGUUGGUUCUCUCUUGAAUUUGCAGUCUCCAGAUUCCUUCUAUUUUCCUAAUUUGCGGGCGAAUGGCAGUCAGUUGGCGGCUCUGCCCACCCUCUCCUACCCCCGGAGCUCCAUCCCCUGGACUUGCUCAAGUUCGUGCGCAGCCCAGCCGCAGAGCCACGCGUUCAGCGGCGCGGCGCAGCCUUACCUCCCCGGCUCCGUCCCCAUCAACAUCAGCUCCAACGGCAACAAAGAGUGCCUGGAAGACAACAAUAAAUAUUACUCCCACGAUGCGAGCUCCAAACAAGAGGAGAGAUGCCGGCAGAGGCAAUCUUUUGCAACUGACCCAACUGUUACUCACGCAGCCAACCUAAAGCCCGUAAAGUAUGACCACUCGAGCCUGCAGAGAAGUUUGCAUGGCUCGGCUGCUCUUUUUGAAGUGAAUUCCUGCACUUCCAGCUUAAAGGAGGACAUCAAGAAUUCCGUCAACUUGAACCUGACAGUUCAGCCCGCAGCAGUCCAGUCAUGCCUCAGACCUUCAGUGCAGGAUGGUUUGCCUUGGUGCCCCACCCAGGGGAGAUCAAGAAAGAAACGGAAACCUUACACAAAACAACAAAUUGCUGAAUUGGAAAACGAGUUUCUCCUCAAUGAGUUUAUUAACCGACAGAAGAGGAAAGAACUAUCAAACAGACUGAAUUUAAGCGAUCAGCAAGUUAAAAUUUGGUUUCAGAACCGGCGGAUGAAAAAGAAAAGAGUAGUAAUGCGAGAACAGGCUCUUUCUAUGUACUAGAGCAGAGUCCGCCCGUUCCCGCAUGAACUUGUGCCCGAAGUGUUCACCCCUAGAGUAGAGCGUAUUCGCGAGUGAAACGCGAGGAGUGUGUUCUUUUUGUCAUUUAAACCAAGUUCUCGAAACGCGUAGGAUCCCUGCGUAAAUUGGCAAACGCUGAGCUCUUAGCCAGAAUGAAGAAGACAAGCCGGACCAGCAUGGAAACCUGUAUUAUCAGCUUUU